This is a messenger RNA of Alosa alosa (allis shad), 1981 nucleotides long. It is a transcript of the gene prkn, whose product is annotated as parkin RBR E3 ubiquitin protein ligase. The record is from RefSeq and is a predicted model, not a curated record. Gene Ontology annotation, cellular component: endoplasmic reticulum; ubiquitin ligase complex; cytosol. Gene Ontology annotation, molecular function: zinc ion binding; ubiquitin conjugating enzyme binding; ubiquitin protein ligase activity. The transcript has 12 exons. Bases 117 to 1487 code for a protein of 456 amino acids. Gene Ontology annotation, biological process: ubiquitin-dependent protein catabolic process; regulation of mitochondrion organization; protein polyubiquitination. Lineage: Eukaryota; Metazoa; Chordata; Actinopteri; Clupeiformes; Clupeidae.
GUAGCAGAGCCCUGCAAGUAGUUCGUCUCAGCAGCAGCACAGUGGUCAGUGGCUAGGAGACAUACGAAAGUCAUCUGGCGGAACAUGAAGUCCGAAUAAAGAAAGUAGCCUCCGUCAUGAUAGUGUACGUGCGGUUCAACUCCAGCUGUGGGUUCCCUGUGGAGCUAGAGGGCGGAGCCAGAGUGGCCGAGCUGAAGGAGGAGGUGGGGCGUCUGCAGGGGGUGGAGCCUCAUCAGCUCUGCGUCAUCUUCGCCGGGAGAGAACUGCAGAGCGACAGCACGCUACAGGGCUGUGACCUGCCAGAGCAGAGUACGGUGCAUGUGGUGCUGCCCCCUGCUGGCCGUGUGCGGCGUAGCGAGAUGGUGCUGCAGCAGCGUCUGGGGGGGGUGGAGCGUCUGACCCGACUGGACCUCAGUGCCUCCCGGCUGCACACCAGCUCCACCGGCCUGGCCGUUAUACUGGAGGACCAGCAGCACAGUCCAGACAACUCACUCACACACACAGAACCCAAGCCUCACAGUAGCUUCUUCGUAUUCUGUAAGAGUGUGUGUAAGGCCAUCCAGCCUGGGAAGCUACGCGUGCGCUGCAGAGCCUGCAAACAGGGCACACUAACACUCAGCCGGGGUCCAUCGUGCUGGGACGAUGUUCUUCUCCCUGAUCGUAUCCAUGGGGUGUGUCAGUCUCAGGAGUGUGAAGGCAGACUAGCGGAGUUCUACCUGAAGUGUGCGUCCCAUCCCACCUGUGACGAGGACACGUCCGUUGCCCUGGACCUCAUCAUGCCCAACGUCAGAGCUGUCCCCUGCAUCGCCUGCACAGACAUCAUGAGUCCAGUUGUGGUGGCCCAGUGUCCAGAUCGGCAUGUCAUCUGUCUGGACUGCUUCCACAUGUAUUGCGUCACCCGUCUGAACGAGCGGCAGUUCAGUCAUGACCCUGUGAUUGGAUACUCUCUGCCCUGCGCAGCGGGUUGUCCAGACUCUCUGAUCAAAGAGACGCAUCACUUCCAUGUUCUUGGAGAGGAACAGUAUGAGCGGUACCAGCGCUACGCGGCGGAGGAGUGUGUGUUGGGGAUGGGGGGGGUGUUGUGUCCUGCUCCGGGCUGUGGGGCCGGUCUGCUACCAGAAGACGACCGCAGGAGGGUGCAGUGUGAGCUGGCCGACGGGCUGGGCUGUGGGUUUGUGUUCUGCCGUGACUGUAAGGAGGAAUACCAUGAGGGGGUGUGUCGGCAGCAGUGGGCCCCAGCAACAGGGAGCACACCUCAGGGCUAUGUGGUGGACGAGGAGGCAGCUCUUCGGGCUCGCUGGGAUCAGGCCUCUCAGCAGACUAUAGACGAGACCACACGCCCCUGUCCCAAAUGCAAAGUCCCCAUCGAGAAAAGCGGUGGGUGCAUGCACAUGGUGUGUCCGAGGGCCCAGUGUAAGUUUGAGUUUUGCUGGAUCUGCCGCGUGGAGUGGAACAGGGAAUGUAUGGGCAACCACUGGUUCGGAUGAGAACCAACCCAUCUGGCAACACACAGCUACCCUAUCUGGCAACCCUCAGAGCAUCGCAACACACAGCUACCCUAUCUGGCAACACACAGCGCUGCGCAACACACAGCUACCCUAUCUGGCAACACACAGCGCUGCGCAAUACACAGCUACCCUAUCUGGCAACCCUUAGAGCAUCGCAACACACCGCUACCCUAUCUGGCAACCCUUAGAGCAGCAUAUCACACAGCUACCCUAUCUGGCAACCCUUAGAGCAGCAUAUCACACAGCUACCCUAUCUGGCAACCCUCAGAGCAGCAUAUCACACAGCUACCCUAUCUGGCAACCCUUAGAGCAGCAUAUCACACAGCUACCCUAUCUGGCAACCCUCAGGCUCCAGUCACAUUCUGUCAGGGAAAAAAGAACUUGUAAACUGCCGGUUUGAUGAGUAAAGAAUAAGUCCCCAUAAAACAUAUAAAACCAACACACACACACACACACACACACACACACACACA